Messenger RNA from Aspergillus tanneri, 1746 nucleotides. RefSeq names its product RCC1 domain-containing protein. Gene Ontology annotation, cellular component: mitochondrial inner membrane. The coding region runs from base 1 to 1746 and encodes 581 amino acids. Gene Ontology annotation, biological process: mitochondrial respiratory chain complex III assembly. NCBI's taxonomy places the organism in Eukaryota, Fungi, Ascomycota, Eurotiomycetes, Eurotiales, Aspergillaceae. The record is from RefSeq and is a predicted model, not a curated record. The transcript has a single exon.
AUGUGGACAGCUCGUUCGCGACAACCGAUGGCGAAUAUCGCCGCCAUUUCACGUUGCUUUCCCCGAUGUGGCCGAUCGGCCAUUCGUGGGCAGAGAAGAUAUGCUGGCAAUGGCCCAAGCACGAGGGGACAGGCUACUUCUUCAUCGCGUUGGUUUUGGAACUCAUUGGGUCUUGCUGGAACGGGUACAGCUGCGUUUCUCGCCUAUUCGUAUAUAACGAGCCAAGGAAGUCAAGUAGAGGGCCCAAUCGAACCCAAGAGCGAGACUCUUUCGAAGUUUUCCGGUGAUCUAGGUUCCGAGUUUGCCCAAAAGAAGAGGAGUGUGAUGAGUCCAGGAGUCUAUGUAUGGGGAACAAAUGCCUAUCGUGUUGUGGACCCGGACUCGAAGGAGACUGUGAUCAAAACGCCUCGAAGGAUCUCCUACUUCGACGACCAGGUGCUGAGGGAUUUGAAGAUAGGAGACAAGUCUGGCGCCGCAAUUACCGAGAAUGGCGACCUGGUUCAAUGGGGUCAAGGCUAUUCCGAAACCGACUUUCGGCCUACAAAGACUCUAACCGGGAAGAACUUGACCUCGCUGUGCAUGUCCAACGAUCGGAUCCUUGCUUUGUCCUCCGAUGGAAACGUUUACUCGCUGCCAAUUGCGAAGGACGACCAAGCGUCUGGACGGAAACCCAAAGAAAGUUCCUGGAUCCCCUUCUGGUCUGGGACCGCUGGUGUAAGCUAUCGGAGCCUCCAGCCGAGCCUGAAACUGGGUGAAAGGAUCACCACCAUUAGUGGUGGGCUGGAGCAUGCACUUCUCCUGACCAAUUAUGGUCGGGUCUUCUCGGUGGCUUCUUCCACCGAGAGCUACCCUUCUCACGGGCAACUUGGUGUGCCAGACUUGACAUGGGCCACGCGCCCUAAGGGGCCCGUGGACACCUGCCAUGAGGUCACGGCCCUCAAGGGGUCUAAAAUCACCCAGAUCGCUACGGGAGAUUACCAUUCACUAGCCCUCGCCAAAGACGGGAGCCUGUUUGCGUUUGGAGACAACUCCUUUGGGCAACUGGGAGUGCAGUUCGACCCUUCGUUGCCGUUUAGCAACACUCCUGUGCUGUUGUCUCUUGAAAAGUUGUAUCGGGGCAAGAUCUGGCUCCCUAAGGUGACGGGCAUUGCUGCUGGAGGAGCCAACAGCUUCUUCACGGUCGAUGCGAAGCGGAUCGUCGGCCCCGGAGAGAACCCAUCUGCGAUCCGCGACCUGGACCGGAUUACGGCUGACAUCUGGACCUGUGGACGAGGGAUCUGGGGUGCCCUGGGGAAUGGAAAGUGGUCCCAUCUGCAGGACGAGCCCACCAAGGUGAAAGGGUUGAGUGGUCUGUUUGAGUAUGACGAACAUGCGAAGACCCUCUCCCCUAUCCGGUUACACGAGAUCUCCGUUGGCACGACGCAUGUGUCGGCGGUGAUGGACAAUAAAACUCAUGUGCAGGCAUCACCCACGACAUCGUUGGACAGCCGCGACGAUUGGGGUUUUGAUGCGCUCUGGUGGGGAGGGAACGAACACUAUCAACUCGGUACGGGCAGGAGAAGUAACCUGUGCAAACCAACUUAUAUCAGUGCGCCCCUCGAGACUGGCGGAGACGACAAGAAGGAGGAAGAGGCACGACUCCAGAUCAUGCCUCGUCACAAGGGCAAAGUUGGCUCGCGUACCGUGAGCAUGGAGCAGCAUGUGGAGUGUGGACGACAUAUCUCUGCUAUUUAUUCAUCUGUAUAA